Colossoma macropomum (tambaqui) is the source of this 1792-nucleotide messenger RNA. It is a transcript of the gene mafbb, whose product is annotated as v-maf avian musculoaponeurotic fibrosarcoma oncogene homolog Bb. The record is from RefSeq and is a predicted model, not a curated record. Gene Ontology annotation, cellular component: nucleus. Gene Ontology annotation, molecular function: RNA polymerase II cis-regulatory region sequence-specific DNA binding; DNA-binding transcription factor activity, RNA polymerase II-specific. Gene Ontology annotation, biological process: regulation of transcription by RNA polymerase II. Lineage: Eukaryota; Metazoa; Chordata; Actinopteri; Characiformes; Serrasalmidae. The transcript has a single exon. The coding region runs from base 207 to 911 and encodes 234 amino acids.
UCUGCUCACCUCCUGCUUACACAGCCCUCACACACAGUCGUUGUAGAUAUUUGCGCGUGAACUCCAGAGACACAGAGAGAAGAGGCUGGACUGGAUUGCUUUGGGCCUAAUGAGUGCUUUCGUUUGUAGUUAAUUUUUCAGUUUUUUGGUUAGUAAGCUUUCUUUAGUGCUCUUUGUUUGUUGAUGUGAGGUGUACUGAAAGGUCCAUGGAUCAGCUUUCACUCCUUGAACCUCUCGGUUUGGACUACAUGGACUUUAGGCUGGAUCUAUGCGCGCUCCCCCGUGCGCGGGCUACAGGUUCCGCGUGCACAAGCCCCCCCAGCACGCCCUGCAGCUCCGUCCCCACGUCCCCGAGCGGCUUCGGCGUGGACGAGUUUUACUGGGCGGGUGCAUGGCCGCCGCCGCAGCAGCAGUUCGAGCAGGCACACACGCACGUGCAGUUCGCAUUCCCGCAGCGACAGCAACAGCAGCAGCUUCUUAAUCACUAUCAGCGCGCAGAGUUCGGCUCGUGCAAGUCUGCUGCACAGUUUCCUGCCCAAAACGAACAGCUGCGCGCGCUCCCGUGUACAUCGGACCCGGUCUCGGAGCGCGCGCGCCCGCAGCGCUUCACCGAUGAGCAGCUCGUGUCCAUGUCCGUGCGCGAGCUGAACCGGCGCCUGCGUGGCGCGGGCAGGGAGGAGGUCGCGCGCCUGAAGCAGAAGCGCCGCACGCUGAAGAACCGCGGGUACGCGCAGUCCUGCCGCUUAAAGCGCGUGCAGCAGAAGCGCGCGCUCGAGCGCGAGAAGACGCACCUGGUGGCAGAGGUGGAUGAGCUGAAGCGCGAGCUGAGCCACCUGCUGCGCGAGCGCGACGCCUAUAGGCUGCAGUGUGAGAGCCUCGCGGAUGGCACAGCACAGGGGCUCGCACUGUAGGGCACAAGCACACCCGGGGAUUCAUCCUUUAAUUGUUUCAUCUAACUAGGAGAUCAGAGUUUAUUGUACUGACUCUCUGCAGAGACUCUGCGGGUUCUGUUCCACAGCUUUAAAGGACCAAUCCAGCAUUUACCGCAAACAUUUUUUUUCUCUAGUUUUCCAGUGUUUUAAAAUGAUGUUUGUGGUUGUGUUGUGAAAUGUUUCAAAAGUGGAAAUCUCCCUCACAUGGAAAAAUUUGUACACUGGCAGGAAAGAUAAAAACAUCUGUUAUUAGGCCACUCAGAAUUAAACAGAAGUGUUUAUGUUAAAGGUCAUUGUCGCAAGAACAUUUUCCCCCCAAGGUAUGGCAUGUACAAAAAUGCUUCCCAUAGGCAUCCCUAGAGUUGGACUGAAAAUAGUUCAGAUGGUCUUGUCCAUGUUCUCAAGUUAUUGUGUGAAUUAUUUUCUGAAAUUUAUUCAUUAUUAAUUUAUUUAUUCAUUAUUUGCAUAUUAGUAUCUCAAUGGAUGCCUAUGAGAGGGAUUUUUGUGCUGUUUCUUACUUUAAAACACAUUCCAUCAAAAAGUUUUCAAAACAGUGGUACUGUUUUUUAACAACGAAUAAAGGAGCAGACAUUAAUGACUAAUAUUUGAGUGUAGCUUUAAGAUGCUCAACUGUGCUUGAAAAUCCGUUAAUUAAUGGUCACUCAUUUAUAUAUCAAUGCAAAUCAACAUGGGUUAGGCACUGUGUGUCAGCGUACAGCUAGUGUUUAAAAACUCAAGCUGGGCUCUGAGAUCACUAUUAAACUGAACUGAUGUUUUGGGCAUUUUUAACAAUGUAUUUUAUUUUUACAUUGAACGUCACUGCAGACUAGUUAAAAAGAUUUGUUAGUUUAAAACUUAUA